Molecule: messenger RNA, 393 nt
Organism: Monoraphidium neglectum
Lineage: Eukaryota; Viridiplantae; Chlorophyta; Chlorophyceae; Sphaeropleales; Selenastraceae
Exons: 2
Coding region: 1-393 (130 amino acids)
Source: RefSeq, a predicted model, not a curated record
AUGGGCGCGGCGGGCUCGGCUGCUGCUCAGCAGCUGCCGGACCUGCCAGAGGUGGCGCUCGACCUGGGGGCCCCGAAUUGGGGCGCGUGCGCGGCCGCGGCGGCGGACGCGCUGGAUGGGGUCGUGAAAGUGCAGCAGGCGCUCGGGGAGGGCAAGGCGGCGCAGGCGGCGGCGGUGAGCUAUGUGGGCGGCAUGGUGUCCCGCCGCAGCACAAACCAGGUGAUGUCAUUUGUCGUGUUCACGUACUCCAUGCUUCGCCGCAGCUGCCAGAGCAACCGCGUCGCCGCCGCCCUCGAGUGUGUGCGGUGGCUGGCCGGGCAGGGGGGCGCCAAAGCAUCUGGCGACGACGCGGUUGGCUGCCUGCAGCAGGCGCACAUGGUGGGUGACGGCUGA